AUGCUGAGGGGGGACCCGGGUUCGGGGGUACGGCUGGACGUUCGGAGGGGGGGCAAGGCCUUCGCCUUCCUUCUCACGCGGGCACAGUUUAAGUACCAAGGAGUGAGGUCGGAGGUGCGAAGUAGCGGGGGCCAGAAGGUGGGCAUCGUCUCGAUCAAGGUCUUCUCCAAGGAUACGUUCGAGGACGUCAGAGCGGCCGUGGCUUGGACGAUCGAUGAAGGAGCGCAGUCUAUUAUAUUGGAUCUGCGGCACAACCCGGGAGGCUUUUUCCCGGGGGGGAUAGACGUUGCCAGGCUCUUCCUGUCGUCGGAUGAGACUAUCGUCUCCGUGGUAGACCGCAACGGCAUCUCCGACACGUACGGCGCCAUCGCCACGGGACAGUUCUCGGAGGUUCCUCUGGUUCUGGUUGUUGACGAGAAGACGGCUAGCGCGUCCGAGAUUUUGUCGGCGGCUCUCAAGGACAACGGCAGGGCAAAGCUCGCUGGCCACAAGACCUUCGGGAAAGCCAAGGUGCAGACUUUGAACCAGAUCUUCGACGGCAGCGGCGUGGCUGUCACCGUCAGUCUCUACAAGACCCCUUCGGGUAUUGAUAUCAACGGGAAGGGAAUUCCGGUGGACUACCCCAGCGAGUGUCCCUACCCCGGGGAUGCUUUGGCUUGCGUCCCCCCAAAUGCUUUGCGCUGAUAUGGGUUUCCGGCGAAGAUCGUCACAUGUCGACCAGGGAAUUUUCGCCAACCCAGAAAUUUCCUCUAAGCAAAAAAGGCCAAUCAGAAAACUGCGGGCAUCUUUUGUCUCGCUCUCUUCAACACGGAUGGCACAGUUUCGAGCAUUUUCGGAACGGUUUCACAAGAUCGAUUCAGUAGACUGUUUUGUUUUUGUUCGAAAGAAUAUUAUUGAGAUUGAUUUGUGUGUGUUAUGCCUGUAAAUGCCGCGUGGUUUCACACCUGGAGACUUGGGGCAUAUGCCUCCACCCCCCUGAUGGCAUCGUCUGCUCUGCGUGGUCACCACACGGCAAGCCCCGGUCCUCCUUUUGUAGUUAUCUUCGCUUUCAUGGGAAAUGUAUGCCGUUGGUAGAGGUAGUAACGCACCCAUUGUUUCCAUUACUCUUUCGAGAAUCUUGGGCUGAAGGCGGAAAACAAACAGCAUGUAGGUGUGGUUAUUACAAAGGUGUCGUGCAUUUUCCAGAUAAGCAGUGCGCCGCCAUCGUCCUAUUUGUGAAAAAAUGUAGGCUUGGGAAGGUUUCACCCCCGGGACUUCGAGUGGGCGAAAGUGUUGGUCCUGCUGGGAGAAGGCGUGAAUGAGCGAUUGUUCGUCUUCGGUGCUGUCGUCGUUGAAAUGUGACAUGGCACGGCGUAGAGCUAGCGUAAUAGAAUAUAGGGUUCCUGGGUAUUUACAUGCACAACAAUUGAGGAAGUGUGG
This is a messenger RNA of Ectocarpus sp. CCAP 1310/34, 1419 nucleotides long. Lineage: Eukaryota; Phaeophyceae; Ectocarpales; Ectocarpaceae. The record is from the annotation of a GenBank genome assembly.